This is a messenger RNA of Scylla paramamosain (green mud crab), 1833 nucleotides long. Its product is annotated as tektin-2-like. Lineage: Eukaryota; Metazoa; Arthropoda; Malacostraca; Decapoda; Portunidae. The transcript has 10 exons. Bases 88 to 1440 code for a protein of 450 amino acids. Gene Ontology annotation, cellular component: nucleus; microtubule cytoskeleton. The record is from RefSeq and is a predicted model, not a curated record. Gene Ontology annotation, biological process: cilium movement involved in cell motility; cilium assembly.
GAUGCGGAAGUUAGAAAAGAGAGAAAUAAUAUUGAAAUAACAAAGUAUGGUCCGUUUCACGACAACAGCAGCAGAAAGGCAACACUGAUGAUGACGAUGAUUGCGUUGCUAAGGCGUUGCUAUAGACACCACGUUCUUCCAUGCCUUAACCUCUCUGCUCUUCUCAUGAUGAAGGUGGAGAAGCCAGUGUCCCGCCACCAGCCAGAGGAGUGGCACAGGGAUAACAAGUCACUGAGGCAGGCCACUCAGGACAUCUGCACCUCCUCCCACGACCUUCGGCACCAGGCACUCCAUCUGAGGCACCAGACCAGCAACAAGACCUCCUGGGACCAGACAAACUCUACCACACGGCUGCAAGACCGAAUCUAUGAGGUGCAGAGAGUCACAGAUGACCUACAGCGCUCCCUUCAACAGGUGAAUGAUGAGAUUGCUAGUCUGGAAAAGGCCAAGCACACAACUGAGAUGGAGCUGGAGGCGCACAUCCACCCUCUCAACAUCGCCCUAGAGUGCCUCACCCUCCGGGAGCGUCGCAGGGAGGUGGACUUAGUGAAGGACAAGGCAGAGGAAGAGCUGCAGAAGGAGGUGCGUGUGCUGGAGAGGUCGAGGGCCAACCUGGAGAAGGUGGUGCUGGAGGCAGUCUCCCAUCUGAGGGUCUUGCAUGAGAGCAAGCAGCAGCUACAGGAUGACAUUAGGGAUAAGCUGGCAGCACUACAGGUGGACAGGAACCAGGAAGCCUUGACAGAGUACUCCCCACAGAUCUCCUUUAAGCCUGAUCCCACUCGAGUACCCCCAGGCACCAUAUUACCGGUGGACUGGCUGGACCACUCCCUCAAGAACAUGGCGAUGACAGAGGCCGCCAUAAAGGACUCUCAGACACUCAGGGACAAAAUGUGUGUCAUUAUUCAGACAGCACGGCGAGAGGACCAGACUCAGCAGACAGCCACUGACUACGCCGUGCGCUGCCGCCUGCAUGAAGAGACUCGCACCAAGGAGGAGUUGCAGUGGCAGAAAGACAAACUCCUGGAUGAGAUACGUGAGCAGGAGAAGGAGAUAGCAAACUUGGAGGAGCAGCUGCGGGCUUCCUCCCUGCCCCUCAAGAAGUGCCAGACACGGUUGGAGGGUCGCACGGAGCGUGUGUGCCACGACCUGGUGAGGGAUGCGCCCCAGGAGAGUCUGGUGGCUGAGGUGCAGCACCUCACCCAGACCCGCACCCUCCUCAGGGAAAAGCUGGCCCAGGCACUAGACUCCCUGCAUGGGCUCCAGCGCCACCUAAGAACUGUUGACGUUGACCUCGGCCGCAAGAGUCUGUCAGUGAGUCUAGAGAAGAAGGUUCAAGACUCUCGCAAGGCACUGAAGGAGAAGCCUACGCCAGAAACUCUCACGCAAGCGAACCUCACUCUUACCGGCUCUCUGAGGGCACACCCAACACAUAUACUAUAAGAAACUGGAUUAUUUGCAGAAUAAUCAUCUCUUUCUUCUAUUACGUAGCAUUGUAGAGGAUGAUCACUAGCAAGGCUGACACAUGCUUUCCAAUUUUACAGGGAAUGUCUGGAAGCAAUUAUUUUUCUAGUGUCUACUUGCCAGAAUUAAAAAUAAAAAUUUGCAAAUAUUUAGCUCAGGGCUCUUUCUCAUCUUAUUUAGGCAGAAAGUCAAUAGUGUGGACAAAUAUAUAAUCCCUGAUUUCUUGAGUGACAAAUUUACAUUGAAUUCAUUCCCUGAAUGAUUUUUAGCACAUUUACAUCAUAAUAACGUUUGUGUACUUUUUCACCUGCCUUUUUUAUGCUAUCCAGUGUAUUUCAAAAUCUUAAAGAGCUAAUAAAUAGAGGACACACU